CGAUAUCUCGCAAACUCGAUGAACCUUCUCCACCACCUCCGCCUCUGUGACCGCCAACUUAUUUUUAUUUUGUUUUAAAAAUAAAAUUAAAAAAUAAAUUCUUUUUAUUUAAAUAUAUAAAUAUUUUAUCUUUUAAUUUUAAUUUUAAUUUUCCAUCAUCAUUUACUGUACUUGUACUUUUAUUUCAAAACUUCUUUGUAAAACCCUAAUCAUCGAUCCUCUUCCCUCUGUCUCUAUACAUUCGAAAACUUUUAAUUUUUUCCCUCUCUUAACUACUCCUAUUUCUUCAAUAUACCGUCGAUUUCAGUCUUCGUGCAAGAUCUGUAACCUUUGUUGACGCACGGUCUUUCUUUAGGGUUUUUAUUUUUGGGGUUUCCGGUAAAUGCUGGCUGGUAAUCGGGUCAAUUAAAUGGCGGAUCCGCCACGUGUCCGCCAGCCCUACACCAUUGACGGCAAUAAUAGGAAUAGAACAGCGGUAAUAGCGAAGAGAGGUGUUGUUAGAUUGGAAGAUUUGAUAGGAAGACAGAGCGGCGACGAAAGUGAAGAGUGAAAGCAUGCUGAGCGUGCUACGUGUGCACCUUCCUUCGGAUAUUCCAAUUGUUGGCUGUGAACUCACGCCGUACGUGCUUUUGCGGCGCGCGGACAAGAGCGUCAUCACCGAUGACGUGUCGGAAUCCGCCCCUAUUGAUGGUCAUUUCUUGAGAUACAAGUGGUACCGUAUACAGAGUGAUAAAAAAGUUGCUGUAUGUAGCGUACAUCCCGCUGAGCAGGCCACACUGCAAUGUGUAGCUUGUGUUAAGGCUAAAAUACCUGUUGCUAAGAGUUACCACUGUUCUCCCAAGUGCUUCUCUGAUGCAUGGCAACACCAUCGUGUUCUGCAUGACCGUGCUGCAAGUUCUGUAAAUGAAAAUGGAAAUGAAGAGGAAGAGUUAUUUGGGCGCUUCAGUAGCACAGGCUCUGGAGUUAUUAAUGCUAGCUUGUCUAGCUCUGCAUCAAGUACUAGUUUGACCAAUGUUUCAACACCUUUAUAUCCUGCAACAAUAACACAGAGGAGUGGUGGUGAAACUUGGUUUGAAGUAGGACGAUCUAAGACAUACACUCCAACAGCCGACGAUGUCGGUCAUGUUCUCAAGUUUGAGUGUGUUGUGGUAGAUGCUGAGACUAAACUAGUUGUCGGACCUGGCAGCACUCUGUUGACUUCACGUGUUAUUCCUGCCCCCUCUCCUAGUCCUCGUCGCUUGAUCCCAGUCAAUGGAGCAGAUAUGAUGGGGCAUCUGGAUUCAGAUGGCCAUAUUUCAUCUUCUGGGACCUUUGCAGUACUCUCAUACAACAUUUUGUCUGAUGCAUAUGCCACAAGUGAAUCAUAUAGUUAUUGCCCAUCCUGGGCUCUUUCCUGGCCUUAUCGCAGACAGAAUUUGUUGCGGGAAAUUGUGGGCUAUCGUGCUGAUAUUGUGUGUCUUCAGGAGGUUCAAAAUGAUCACUUUGAUGAAUUUUUCGCCCCUGAGCUGGAUAAGCAUGGAUAUCAAGCUCUCUAUAAGAGAAAAACAAAUGAGGUUUACAAUGGAAAUACCCAUACUAUUGAUGGUUGUGCAACUUUCUUUCGCAGAGAUAGAUUUUCACAUGUCAAAAAAUAUGAGGUUGAGUUUAAUAAGGCUGCUCAGUCAUUGACUGAUGCUAUACUUCCAACUGCUCAGAAGAAGAAUGCUUUGAAUCGAUUGGUUAAGGAUAAUGUUGCAUUAAUAGUGGUUUUGGAAGCAAAAUUCAAUAACCAAGGAGCUGAUAAUCCUGGGAAACGGCAACUUCUCUGUGUGGCAAAUACACAUGUAAAUGUUCACCAAGAUCUAAAGGAUGUCAAGCUUUGGCAGGUUCAUACUCUUUUAAAAGGUUUGGAGAAAAUAGCUGCCAGUGCGGACAUUCCAAUGUUGGUGUGUGGAGAUUUUAAUUCUGCCCCUGGAAGUGCUCCCCAUGCACUUCUGGCCAUGGGAAAGGUCGAUCCACUGCAUCCGGACCUGGCAGUAGAUCCUCUUACUAUCUUGCGUCCUCACAUGAAGUUGAAUCAUCAACUGCCUUUGGUCAGUGCUUAUUCCUCAUUCGCAAGAAUGGUUGUUGGACUUGGUAUGGAGCAGCAGAGGAGAAGAAUGGACCCUUCCACCAAUGAACCCUUAUUUACACAUUUCACGAGAGAUUUUAUUGGCACACUAGAUUACAUAUUUUACACUGCUGACUCUUUAACGGUGGAGUCCUUGUUAGAGCUCUUGGAUGAAGAUAGCUUGAGAAAAGACACAGCCCUUCCUUCUCCAGAGUGGUCCUCCGAUCAUAUAGCGCUCUUAGCUGAAUUUCGCUGCAAGCCUAGACCUAGACGUUGACACUCUUGGGUGUUUGGAGAUGCAAAAAGAUAAUGUGGACAGAGAAGCUAAUGAUGGAUAGAGCGACCCCUGUAGAUCUUGCAAGAUUUGUAAGAAUUGUAGAAUUGUAGAUCUUGCACAUCAUACCCCUCAAAUGAUCUGCGAUGUAUUAAGCCACCUUUGGUCUCAUAGAAAAUGAUUCUAUAAAGUUUUUCAUUCAAUCUCAUCGUGUCAGCUUUGUCCUCUCUUGGUAACCAAUAGAAAAUGUUCAAAGUAGUCAACCAUCUUUGUAUUUUAAUUGUUCCUGGAAAGGAAAAGUGGUUAGCGGCAUUGAUCUAGGGUUCUAUGUUCCCUUGGAUUUUGGUGCAAUGCAUUUCCUUGUGGUUGGUAAAUCGAAUAAGAAUUUUUAUCUUUUUUCAGUUCUA
Mangifera indica (mango) is the source of this 2770-nucleotide messenger RNA. RefSeq names its product carbon catabolite repressor protein 4 homolog 1-like. NCBI's taxonomy places the organism in Eukaryota, Viridiplantae, Streptophyta, Magnoliopsida, Sapindales, Anacardiaceae. The transcript has 12 exons. Gene Ontology annotation, molecular function: poly(A)-specific ribonuclease activity. The record is from RefSeq and is a predicted model, not a curated record. Gene Ontology annotation, cellular component: CCR4-NOT complex; cytoplasm; nucleus. Gene Ontology annotation, biological process: nuclear-transcribed mRNA poly(A) tail shortening. The coding region runs from base 555 to 2366 and encodes 603 amino acids.